Molecule: messenger RNA, 1746 nt
Organism: Rhineura floridana
Lineage: Eukaryota; Metazoa; Chordata; Lepidosauria; Squamata; Rhineuridae
Gene: TTLL2
Product: tubulin tyrosine ligase like 2
Exons: 3
Biological process (GO): protein polyglutamylation; microtubule cytoskeleton organization
Cellular component (GO): cilium
Molecular function (GO): tubulin-glutamic acid ligase activity; tubulin binding
Source: RefSeq, a predicted model, not a curated record
AUGUCACUCUGGCAAAAGGCUGGCUGCAACCUUGGAAAAGAUGAGAUCUGCACAGCUGCAGAGUAAUUGUGUACUGAAAACCUGGUGGAAUUGGGGAGUCCAAGAAAAGGAAAUAAAAGCUUCGCAACAACAAAAGGGGUUGAUUCAGGAGAGACCAUCAAGCCACUGGUCUUCCGGCUACAUGACAGUGUUCCUGCUUUAGUCCGUGAGGUUUUACUGGAACGUGGUUGGAUUGAAUAUGAUGAGCAUGAGCAAGACAAAGAGGACUGGAACCUGUACUGGCGGAAUUACCCUUUCCGGAUGACAGACCACAGGAGCAUUAAACCAUGGCAAAGGCUAAAUCACCAUCCAGAAACAAUCAGGAUCACCAGGAAAGACUAUCUGGCAAGACAUCUGAAACGCAUGAAGGGAAUUUAUGGAACAACCCUCUAUGAGUUCAGUCCAGCAGCCUUUAUCAUGCCAAAUGACUACAUUAAGUUUAUAACAGAAUACACCAAGGAGAGGCAAAUACCAGGGAAAAAGCUGAGUUACUGGAUCUGCAAGCCUGUCGACCGGUCGCGUGGAAGGGGCAUACUCAUUUUCCAGGACAUUAAAGACUUUGUUUAUGACUGCAUGGUGAUUGUGCAGAAGUACAUCAGCAACCCUCUGCUUAUUUCUGGAUACAAGUGGGAUCUUCGUCUUUAUGUCUGUGUCACAAGUUUUUGUCCCCUCACUAUUUAUACAUACGAAGAAGGGCUGGUGAGGUUUGCAACAGAGAAGUUUGACCUUGGGUCCCUAGACAAUGUUUAUGCCCACUUGACCAAUACUAGCAUCAAUAAAUUUGGACCCUCAUACAGAAAGGAUAAAGACGUCAUUGGCUCUGGUUGCAAAUGGACUUUCAGCCGGUUCCGGGCCUACCUACGUAGCCACAGUGUGGAUGACCUGCGCCUGUGGAAGAGGAUUAACCAGAUUGUCACCCUGACCUUGCUUGCCAUCACCCCAUCGGUACCAUUGACCUCUAAUUGCUUUGAGCUCUUUGGGUUUGACAUUCUGGUUGAUGACAAAAUGAAGCCCUGGCUCCUGGAAGUGAAUCACAGCCCUGGCCUGCGUUUGGACUGUGCCACAGAUGCAGCUGUGAAAAGGAGAUUGCUCCACGACAUUGUCGACUUGCUGAACUACAAGGAAGCAGACACAUUGAGAAAAAGCAAAGGGGUGGUUCGAAAAGUAUCGUGCUUUAGCCAAACACAGUCUUUGCUGACUACCCAAACCGACAUCUCUUUGGAUUUCCCAGAGCGCAGGAAAGGAACUAAGUCUGCAACUACUUGCCCUUCCCCAUCACUCUUGCAGAUUAAUAAGGGAACCCCAAUGUUUGGCAGAACAGGUAGUGCAUACCCCAAGAAAACUUUAACCUCACAAUUGCGUGAAAGGAUGAACAAACCAAAAACAGCCCUGCCGUCAUCUAAAAGCAAACAGAUAUUAAGAACUAGUAAUUCACUAUGCGAACCUAUUCAGUCUACCCACUCGUUUUAUUCAACUGAGCUCUAUACCAAGCCAUCUAUCCCUCCAUAUUUUCUCACAGAUAAAGACAAAAAGCCAUUCCCUCGAGUAGGUGACUUUGUCCUUAUAUUUCCUUUCAAUGAUGCAGCCCUUGAAGCAUCUAGGAAUGGGGUGAAUGUCAAAAGUAUAAUACAAGAAAUAAACAAAAUAAUGAGCAAAGAAUUGCAGAUGGAACAUCAGCAAACAAAUAAAAGCUUAAAUAACCAGUAG